Molecule: messenger RNA, 1167 nt
Organism: Effrenium voratum
Lineage: Eukaryota; Dinophyceae; Suessiales; Symbiodiniaceae
Source: the annotation of a GenBank genome assembly
GUGGGUCCAUUGUUUUUGAGCAGCACUCACUUCCCGCCGCAUGGCGCGCCGCCGCGUGGUGGCGCUCGCGCUGCUGCUCUCGCCCCUGGCUGCGCCUGGCUUCGUCAAAGGCGGCGUCGCCGGCCUGCGGCGCGAUGCGCGGCGCGCGGCGACGACCGCGCGGCGCGCGGCACAAGCCGCCGGCACGGUGCACGUGUUGGCGUGCGCCACGGAGUACCGGCAGGAGACGGCCAUUUUGCAGCGCUCCGCGGCGCGGAACGGCUUGCGCUUCCACGCGGUGGGCCUGGGGAAGCCCUGGCGGGGCUUCGCCACCAAGUUCCUCAGCUACGCGGAGAAGCUCGAGGAGCUGCGGCCGCGGCUGAGUUCUGAGGACCGGGUGAUGCUGCUGGACGCCUGGGACACGGUGAUCCUGGGUACCAGCGACGAGCUGAUGGCCAAGCUUGCCACGCUGCCCGAGGGCUCGGUGCUCUGCGGCGCAGAGCGGGUGUGCGGGCCCAACCACUUCCUGGUGGCGCAGGUUGAGGCUCUCUACCCCGAAAACCACACGCCCUGGCGGUACCCCAACUCCGGCGGCAUCAUCGGACCCCCGCAGGUCAUGGCGGAGUUGUUGCACGCCCUGAUCCACGACACGGAGGAUGGGCAAACGCUGCCGGCGGAGGAGAACGACCAGGUGCGGUUGCACGACUUGCUCAUCGCGCGCGCGAGGAAUGGCCGGCGUUUUCCUUUGGUGCUGGACACUGAUUGCCGGGUCUUCCAGUGCAUGUACGAGGAACAGCCUCAGUGGGACGUGGUCUUGGAUGAGUCCGAGACUCCGGCGCGGCCGCGGCUGGUGAACAAGCUCACCAAGGAGCGGCCGGUGGUGGCGCACGGCAACGGUCACACGGGUCGCUGGUUCCUGUCGGCGAUGUACAGCGAGAUGCAGCUGCUGCAGUAUCUGGGCCUCAGCAUGGGGGAGCUGCAGCACCUGCGUCAUGAGAUGCCGGUGCCUCCGGGCACGCAGGUCACGGAGGAGAUCAAGGCGGAGUACUGCCCCUGGUGGUACAUGCCGGGAAUGCACAAGGGCGCCACCGACGGCUUUGCAUCCUUCCGGCAGAUCCGGGACAUGCUGUGUCGGUGAAUCUUUAGCCAACCGCACCGCCAAGAAAAAGGAGAAAAGGCGAGCUGCUC